Messenger RNA from Triplophysa dalaica, 3677 nucleotides. RefSeq names its product 3-hydroxy-3-methylglutaryl-CoA reductase b (gene hmgcrb). The transcript has 20 exons. Gene Ontology annotation, cellular component: endoplasmic reticulum membrane; peroxisomal membrane. The record is from RefSeq and is a predicted model, not a curated record. Gene Ontology annotation, biological process: coenzyme A metabolic process; isoprenoid biosynthetic process; sterol biosynthetic process. Gene Ontology annotation, molecular function: protein binding; NADP binding; hydroxymethylglutaryl-CoA reductase (NADPH) activity. Lineage: Eukaryota; Metazoa; Chordata; Actinopteri; Cypriniformes; Nemacheilidae. Bases 88 to 2649 code for a protein of 853 amino acids.
GUCGAGGGCGGAUGACGUCGGUGGCCUUAAGUUACGCGGACACUGAGGAGGACAUAUGAGGGUGAUCCGCUGAGAUCUGUGGUGAUUAUGUCUCGUCUUUUCAGGCUGCAUGGCCUGUUCGUUGCCUCCCAUCCCUGGGAGGUGAUUGUGGGAACAGUUGCCAUGACGAUGUGUCUGAUGUCCAUGAAUGCUUUCACCACCAAUGACCAGAUCUGUGGCUGGAACCGUCAGUGUCCCAAAGUGCAGGAGAAAGUUUUGAAUAGUGACGGGAUCAUUCUAAUUGUCACGAGAUGUGCGGCCAUCAUUUACAUCUACAUCCAGUUCAAAAACCUCAGACAGCUCGGCUCGAAAUACAUACUGGGUAUCGCUGGUCUGUUCACUAUCUUCUCCAGCUUUGUGUUCAGUACUGUGGUGAUUCAUGUUCUGGGUAAAGAGCUGACAGGACUAAAUGAAGCUCUGCCCUUCUUCUUGUUGUUGAUCGAUCUGUCUAAAGCCUCUACGCUGGCCAAGUUUGCACUCAGCUCAAACUCACAGGAGGAGGUCAGAGAGAACAUCGCUCAUGGAAUGGCCAUUUUGGGACCCACGUUCACGCUGGACGCUGUCGUGGAGUGUCUGGUUAUAGGAGUAGGGACCGUGUCUGGUGUGCGUCAGCUGGAGAUCAUGUGCUGCUUCGGCUGCAUGUCAGUUCUGGCCAAUUACUUUGUGUUCAUGACGUUUUUCCCUGCCUGUGUGUCGCUGGUGUUGGAGUUGUCCCGUGAGAGUCGAGAGGGUCGACCCAUCUGGCAGCUCAGUCAUUUCGCUCGUGUUCUGGAGGAAGAGGAAGUGAACAAACCCAACCCAGUCACUCAGAAAGUCAAAAUGAUCAUGUCUUUGGUUUUGGUGCUGGUUCACGCUCACAGUCGUCUGGUGGCUGAAUCUCCAGCUCACAACAUGAGCGGCUCAGACGUGGUGCUCACUCAACCCAGCAUGGAGUCUGACAGGACCAUGUCCAGUGUGGAUUUGGAGCAGGUCAUCACUCUCUCUCUCGCUCUGUUGUUGGCGGCGAAGUACGUGUUUUUCGAGCAGGCUGAAGCUGAGUCUUCACUCCAGACCUCCUUGACCAAUAGGAGAGCAGGAGGGGACUGCUGUCUGAGGGAACCCGCCACGCCCAAAACUCUUAAAGGAGUCACAGAUCCAAAGUGUCCUCACAAAGAGCAGACAGAUGAGGUGAUGAGGCCUGGAGAGGGUCCGUCGUGUCUUUUUAACUCGACUGAUCGUGAUACACGCCAUGAGGAUGAAGUCAAGUCCCGAGAUCAUCUGCCUCAGCAGCGCCGCCCUGUAGACGAGUGUCUCGCCAUUUUUAAAGACCCCAGCAGGGGACCUCAAUACCUGAGCAACGAUGAGGUCAUGGCUCUGGUGGAGUGCAGAAGCAUUCUGGGAUACCGUUUGGAGGCAGUGAUGGAGAAUCCAGAGAGAGGCGUGGCCAUACGCAGGGAGAUGCUCUCCGGCAAACUGCCCAACCGGCGCGCCCUGGAAAAUCUGCCCUUCAGAGACUACGACUACUCCAAGGUGACCGGCACUAAUUGUGAGAAUGUGAUUGGCUACGUGCCUGUGCCGGUGGGUGUGGCCGGACCGCUGCUAUUGGAUGGGAAAGAAUUCCACGUCCCCUUGGCAACCACAGAAGGAUGUUUAGUGGCCAGCACUAACCGGGGAUGCCGAGCGGUCACAUUGUCCGGUGGCGUGAAGAGUCGUGUUCUGGCUGACGGUAUGACUCGUGGUCCGGUGGUGCAGCUGCCGUCAGCGUGCAGGGCGGCAGAGGUCAAAGGUUGGCUGGAGAGCUCAGAGGGGUUCAGUGCGGUCAAACAGGCCUUUGAUCAAACCAGCAGGUUUGCUCGUCUGGAAAGGCUGCAGGUCACUUUAGCAGGGAGAAACCUGUACAUCCGCUUUCAGUCUCAGACUGGAGAUGCUAUGGGCAUGAACAUGAUGUCAAAGGGCACAGAACAAGCUCUGUCUCGAACCUGUGAGAAGUAUCCCGACAUGCGUGUGUUAGCCGUCAGCGGAAACUACUGCACGGAUAAGAAACCAGCCGCUGUCAACUGGAUCCACGGCAGAGGAAAAUCCACUGUGUGUGAAGCGUUCAUUCCUGCUCGAGUGGUCAAAGAGGUUUUGAAGACCAGCACUGGUGCUCUGGUGGAGCUGAACAUUAAUAAGAAUCUGGUGGGCUCAGCGAUGGCUGGUAGCAUAGGAGGCUUUAACGCUCACGCCGCCAACAUCGUAGCUGCCAUCUACAUCGCCUGCGGACAGGACCCUGCGCAGACGGUGGGCAGCAGUAACUGUAUCACACUGAUGGAGUGUCUCGGGCCUGACGGUGAGGAUCUGUACAUCUCCUGCACUAUGCCAUCAAUAGAACUGGGAACUGUGGGAGGAGGAACAAGUCUGCCCGCACAAUGUGCCUGUUUACAGAUGUUGAACGUUGACGGUCCGAGUGCACAGUGUCCUGGAGAGAACGCAAGGACUCUGGCGCGGGUCGUCUGUGCUACAGUGCUGGCGGGAGAACUGUCUCUGAUGGCCGCACUGGCCGCUGGACACCUGGUCAAGAGUCACAUGACUCACAACAGGUCAAAGGUCAACCUUACAGAAACUGUAUUACAGCAAAAGGAAACAUCAUGAGAACCGAAGCCCUCCGAGGACCCCAGUGCACUCUGGGAAAUGGAGUCUUUGGGAGGCACGUGUGGUGUCAGCUCAUGUUAUCUUCUCAGGUUUUUUAGGAGUGUUUGAAACAUCUACAGACAACAGCAGAUCAGUCUGCUCAGCAACGGAAAGUGAAUGGAGAAGACGGAUGCUUUACGUUUGCUUUGUGCCUAAUGUUUCUACCGAUUUAGUUUGUCCAAUCCCGGCUGGUUUUACUGCACGUGGUUGGAGUUUUGCACUGAAUGCCAAAGUGAACUUUGCCUAAAACUGUUACUUGCUCAUGGUGUGAUCCUAACGUUUUAAAUGUAAUAAACCUGCCAACUUAUCUGAUGUUCAACUGAAGAGCGCAAAUGUUUUAAUAGGCUGAAGUGCUACAACUUUAAAUGAAACGGAUGACAUGUUUGGUUUUGCACAUUCUGAGGUUUGCUGUAGCCAGACAAAUGGAUGAGAUUUGGAUCUUAAAGGUAUUUUUGCACUUGCCGUUUUUAGCCUAAAUCAUGAGCUUGGAUCAGAUCUUGAUGGAUAAUUUUGCUGACAAGAACGUCUUGGAUUGUGAAUGUAUUCGUGUAUUUAAAGGUGUUUAAUUUAUCACAUGAAACUUGCUGUGACAAACAAAAGUAUUCAGUUGAAAGAAAACGGAUGUUGUAAAUGAUUUGCUUUAUUUAUUUACUGAGAGUGGGUUGAAUUAGUGAAUGUGUGUGAUGCUGGAUGUCUGUGUUGGGUUUUGUGUUGUGAAUAAUUACAAGCGCCACACUAACUACACAACAAUUCACUUGGCUGUAAAGUGCUUUGGUUUUCUUUAAAGCAAAUCUACUCUCAUUCUGCUUUCUGAUCAUAGAAAGUGCUGAUAAAGCCAUAUGUGUGUCAUCUCUUAAACAUUUGUGAUGUAAUAUCUUGCCAAAAAAGCUACGAAAUGUUUAGCUUAGGAUAUUUAAAAAAAUGAUUUUUUUGUUAGAGAACUAUUUUUAAAAACUCACCAAACCCUAAAUUAAACUGAUGUUGUGUUA